AUGGUCUACGGCAAGGAGGAGAUGCAGGGGAGACACGAGCGGCAGCAGCACGACCCGCCAACGGCGCAGGGAACGGACAGCAACGAAGAUGCCAGGGGCCAGCAGCCUCGUGGCGGCCGUGGCGGCGGCGGGUACAGGAAAGAUGCGGACCGUCGGCCUCGCAGCCGCAGCAGGAGUCCAGGGCGAGGCCGGGUCGAGCGGGACAGGGGCCGCGAUCGGGACCGGGAGCGAGACAUGAACCGAGACCGGGAUCGCGACCAUGCUCGCAACCGCAGCCGCGAGGGCCGUCGUCGAGACUGA
Gaeumannomyces tritici R3-111a-1 is the source of this 300-nucleotide messenger RNA. RefSeq lists its product as hypothetical. The coding region runs from base 1 to 300 and encodes 99 amino acids. The transcript has a single exon. The record is from RefSeq and is a predicted model, not a curated record. NCBI's taxonomy places the organism in Eukaryota, Fungi, Ascomycota, Sordariomycetes, Magnaporthales, Magnaporthaceae.